Lagenorhynchus albirostris (white-beaked dolphin) is the source of this 4015-nucleotide messenger RNA. It is a transcript of the gene MAPK1, whose product is annotated as mitogen-activated protein kinase 1. Gene Ontology annotation, cellular component: nucleus; cytoplasm. The transcript has 10 exons. The coding region runs from base 43 to 1188 and encodes 381 amino acids. The record is from RefSeq and is a predicted model, not a curated record. Gene Ontology annotation, biological process: intracellular signal transduction; protein phosphorylation. Gene Ontology annotation, molecular function: MAP kinase activity; ATP binding. NCBI's taxonomy places the organism in Eukaryota, Metazoa, Chordata, Mammalia, Artiodactyla, Delphinidae.
CGUCGAGCCCAGCGCGGCGGCUGCGGCGGCCCGGCAGCCAACAUGGCGGCGGCGGCGGCGGCGGGCGCGGGCCCCGAGAUGGUCCGCGGGCAGGUGUUCGACGUGGGGCCGCGCUACACGAAUCUCUCUUACAUCGGCGAGGGCGCCUACGGCAUGGUGUGCACUUACCCAGAGGAGACCAGAAGUAAUGUCUUACUGCCCGUCCGUGUUCUUUCAUUGCUUCGCUCUGCUUAUGAUAAUGUCAACAAAGUUCGAGUAGCUAUCAAGAAAAUCAGCCCUUUUGAGCACCAGACCUACUGCCAGAGAACCCUGAGGGAGAUAAAAAUCUUACUGCGCUUCAGACAUGAGAACAUCAUUGGAAUCAAUGAUAUUAUUCGAGCACCAACCAUCGAGCAGAUGAAAGAUGUAUAUAUAGUACAAGACCUCAUGGAAACAGAUCUCUACAAGCUCUUGAAGACGCAACACCUCAGCAACGACCAUAUCUGCUAUUUUCUUUACCAGAUCCUCAGAGGGUUAAAAUAUAUCCAUUCAGCUAACGUGCUGCACCGUGACCUCAAACCUUCCAACCUGCUGCUCAACACCACCUGCGAUCUCAAGAUCUGUGACUUUGGCUUGGCCCGUGUUGCAGAUCCGGACCAUGAUCACACAGGGUUCCUGACGGAGUACGUUGCCACACGUUGGUACAGGGCUCCGGAAAUUAUGUUGAAUUCCAAGGGCUACACCAAGUCCAUUGAUAUUUGGUCUGUAGGCUGCAUCCUGGCAGAGAUGCUCUCCAACAGGCCCAUCUUCCCGGGGAAGCAUUACCUCGACCAGCUGAACCACAUUCUGGGUAUUCUUGGAUCCCCAUCCCAGGAAGACCUGAAUUGUAUAAUAAAUUUAAAAGCUAGGAACUAUUUGCUUUCUCUUCCGCACAAAAAUAAGGUGCCAUGGAACAGGCUGUUCCCAAAUGCUGACUCCAAAGCUCUGGAUUUACUGGACAAGAUGUUGACGUUCAACCCUCAUAAGAGGAUUGAGGUGGAACAGGCUCUGGCCCACCCGUACCUGGAGCAGUACUAUGACCCAAGUGACGAGCCCAUCGCCGAAGCACCAUUCAAGUUUGACAUGGAAUUGGAUGACUUGCCCAAGGAAAAGCUCAAAGAACUCAUUUUUGAGGAGACCGCUAGAUUCCAGCCAGGAUACAGAUCUUAAAUUUCUCAGGGCAUACAUGCUGUGUGCUCACCCCAGUGAGCAGAACAGACAGGACUGAACGUGGCCCCCGAGGAGCACGUGGCCUGAGAGGGGAGAAAGACACAGACCAUCAUGCACAUCUUUGGUGUAGAACAUCUGGGGGUGAUGGAGCUAUCAGUUUGUCAUUGUUCAUUUAAUCCCUGUCACGUACUUUAGUGCCGGGUAGGAGGGAAAGGAUGGGUAAGACCCAGGCUUUGCUUUCUAGCAGCCUGAUGGCAGGACCCGGGGAGUCAGGCCCAGCAUUGUGGUGCUGCACCAGGGGAGGGUUCGACCCCAAAGAUGCAGAGCGCCGGGAGGGGGCGCCCCGCUGGUGGGGAGGGGCCCGCCUCUCCUCACAGGUGGUCUCAGGUCCUGAAGUGUCAGGGCAUCUGACACUGGGCAGUCUGGGUGGCGGGACCUCAGCAGGGACUUGUGGGGUGGCUGGUCAGGCAGCAGGCACAGGGGAACGUGACAGUGACUAGGGUCCUGGGCCACAGGACAAGGCUGCUGACUGGAUGCCUACUGGAGGCCAUUAGCACACGGGGACCAAGCCCACCCGGGGCCCACCCCAGCUCUGAGUAUCCAGGGUUGGGGCCUGUCACCAGUGGAGGCAGUGGCAGGGGGGUUGCUCUGUGUUUAGUUCACUUCCUCCAGGCACACAGAAGGCACAGAAUGUGCUUGUAGCCUGAUUUUUUUCCCAAACGUUUUUUAAAUGACAAUUUUUACCUAUUCUGAGAAGUUGAGGGUUUUACAGUAGACACCCAUAUUCCCACCACCCCGACCCUAUGAUUAACGUUUUAUUAUACUUUCUUUGCCUUUUCACGUAUCUGUCCAUGCAUUCCUCCAUCUGCCCAUCAAUCCAUCUUGUUUUUUUCUGUGCAUUUCAAAGGAAAUUUCCAACAUCUAGACUGACUUAUAAUUUAGUCAUCUAGGAUAGAAGAGUGAGUGCAGAGGAGGGUGGGUUGGGGGCGUUGUUAAGCUCUGGGCCAGGUUCUUUCACAGACAUUGCCUUUUGAUGAUCACAGCAGCGUUUUCUGAAGUCAGCACACAGCCCAGGUCUACGCUUGACGAAACUGAAGGAGUGUGUUUAAGCAUUUUGCUCAAGAUUAUACAUCGGUGGCAAAACUAGGCAGAGAGUCCAGGUCCUUUAGACUCAGAAAUCUUUUUUCACCUAGAUUUGCUCCCCAGGGAGGUGGAGGGACCAGGGUGUGAGUUCCCAGUCUGCAGCGAGGGCGGAACUGCACAGAGGAGAGCCUGGAGGUGUUGGUGCUGUGACACACGGGGCCGCCGGGGAAUCGUGCUCAUACAGCUGUGGGGGCUUUGCUGGAGGGGACAGCAGGGACCACUCCAGAGGAGACCCUAGGUGUCCCCUGCUCACUGAUGUUCUUAGUGGCGGCUCUGAGUGAUUGUAAAGGGUCAAAGUAUGUUCAUUAUAUUUUGUUUAAGGGGCUCUAUUUUAGAAAUGUUUUCACUGGAAAGGUAAAAAGGUAUAAGUGGUUAAUACAUUGUGACAAGUCUCCGAUUCCUCCAGCCUUGGGUCUCAGCCUCAUCCUUACAGACCAUCUCCUUACCUGCUUCCCUGAGAAGCUGGGGAAGAGGAGGUGGUGCCUGCCUUUCUUCCUCCUUCUCCAGCCCGUCGCUGGACUUUCUCGGGGGGUGGUGGGGGACUGAUUACUAGGGGCAUUAAUCUGUUGUUUCCCUUUGGUUUCAUUAAAGAUAAAAGCAUUUAGGGCAGUUUUAGUUUUCUGCCAGCUGCUAGGUGUGGCUGCAGUUCAUGGUGGCACGCCUCUAGGGGGAGGUCACGUCUUGUCCCCCGAGCUCGUCUCCCCGAGCAGCAGACAAGGACUAUCCGCCUGGCAGUGCCUGUGAGCCAGGUGACACCUGCCGGUGGGCGUUUAACAGGCCACGUCUCCAGGGGAAGGAAGGUCUGCUUUGCUGGCAUCCUGACACACUCGAUUACCCUCAUGCUGUCUCCACGCGGCUUCGUCGUGAGACAGAGAACGUGCGCUUCUCCUCCCCAGGAUGGUCCUCGGGGUGGAGGGAAUUCCCACGUCCACCCACGCCCCACCCCCAGCCGUCUGUGCUCACAGCCAAGAACUGCUAGUCUGGAAACAGGUGGAGUGGAUUUAACCCAGAAUAUAAUUUCCUCAAGUAAAAUAGAGAUGUUAGGAGAGUGAUGGGGGACCUCAGGGGCCUCCUGAGGGAUCCUCGGACAUCUGCAGGGCCAGGGGGGCCUGGCGGGACAGCAGCCAUUGGGUCGCCUCCUGCACUUCCAGGGUCCAGGCCCACCAGCUUCACGCUUCCUACCAGCACUUGGUUGUGCUUGUUGUGCUUAGUCACAGAAAACUUGAGCAUUAAAAAAAAAAACACUUUCUGCCUCCUGUGUGGUUGAUUCUGACCUACCUGCUCAUCCAGAGAGAGACAUGCUGAGAAUAGGAGGCAGAAGCGUUUUCCACUUCACACAUGUGUUUACAAAGAUUCUCAGACUCUGGUUUGGACCGUUGGUUAAUGGCAUCUGGGGAACACUGACGCCGGCCUGGCUGUGAGCGAGCGUGCGUGUCUCCCCCUGAGUAUUCUGGAAACAUCCUCUGUGAAACGUCUGAGAGAAAAGGUGCCCGGGGAUGGGGGCGUGGAGGCAAGCCCACCCUUGAGGAGCCUCGGGUGUGACUCGUGCCACGUGGUUCUGAGGGAGAUGACCUUUUCUGCAGGAGUGUUUUUCCUUUGCUUUUUCACUCUUCCGUUUUCCUAGCACUGCUGCUGCUGCUUUUCCCACGUGGUUCACCCUUAGCUCACAGUCGGUCUGUCUGUU